CCCGAUCAAAAUCUUUCUCGCGUCAGUACGUGCGUGAGUUCGAGUUGGAGAUAGAGAGCCAAAAACCCUAGACCUAACUCUGCCAUGCUCUACUCUAAACCCUUCGUCUCUCUUCUUUCCUCUAUUUUUCUCUCGCUCUGAGCUUUCUGGCGUCGCGAACUUCAAAGGCGUCGUUUUAGCUCUAUCUCUAUCUGUGACUCUUUUGGCAUUUUUUUGAGUCGUGCAAUCCAGCGUUGCUUUUGGUCUCUGAUUCUAUAUCGUUCAUCAGAAUGAUUACCGCUGAAACUAUGGUAGCAAAGAAGUUGAAAAUCAAAUUUCCUACUCAAAGAAUGGAAGCUGUUCCAGGGAUAAGGGUCGAUUCUGGAUGUAAUGUAGACAAGAAUUAUCAUUCUCGGGCCUGUGACAUGCCGAAGACGAAGCUGGAACCUGCAGAGCCUCGGGCUAAUAAGCGUCGCCCAUUGCAGAUGUUAGAGGGUCGAUCACAGAAGAAGCGGAAGAUGGAUCACAGUGUCUCGCGUCAGUGUUUUGCUAUUUUGAAGUCUCUGAUAAAUAAUCCGUCCGGUUGGGUUUUCAAGGAACCAGUGGAUCCAGUGGCACUGAAUAUUCCAGACUAUUUUUCAAUUAUAUCUCAUCCUAUGGAUUUGGGGACAAUAAAAUCUAAGCUGGAGAAGAAUCAGUAUUUUGGAACUGAAGAGUUUGCUGCUGAUGUCAGACUGACUUUUUCAAAUGCCAUGCUAUAUAAUCCUCCAACAAAUUAUGUUCACAAAAUGGCAGAGUCGCUGAAUAAGAUUUUUGAGACCAAGUGGAAGUCACUAGUGGAAAAAUGGAAUUGUGAAGUAUCGGAGUCUAGUGGUGGGAAAAAUUUGAGUAGGAAGCCAAAAGAGAUCAGUACAGCCAGACAGAAUUCUUCUCAAAUACCCCUUUUGCCCAAGGGGUCAAAACUAUCUGAAGAUAAGGCAACAAGGAGUUCAGCAAAUGCAAAAGCUGCAACAGUAAAGCAUUCUAAACCAGUGGAAAACUGCAUGCGCAAGGCAUCACAGCUGAAUUCUUUUGAAGGCACUAGUGGUGGCAAACAUGCUUGUUGCUAUGUUAGUGUGAAGCCAUCUUUGAGCCCAGUUGUUGGUAAAUGUGGUAGAAGUGUUGGGAGUGCUCGUCAAUGUUGCCUUCCCUGUGAUUCAACCCACGCUUCCUCUGACAUAUCGUCUGAGAGGUCAUUGAGCAGAGAUGAUACUGCGUGUGGCUCUGAUGCCUCAAAACUGGAUUGUCAGCAGAAGAGCAUGUCAACUGCACAGAGGAGCAAGUCAGAUCUAGACUCUGAUGGGGCUGUAAGUGCUUUGGAUGAUGAAAAUGCAUGCCCUAGCUCACAGCUCAUGCCAUGUGCAACAGAUGUAACUUCUGGAGAAGGAGGAAUACCUCAUAGUUUUGAUGUACAACUGUCACCAACAAAGGCCCUUCGUGCUGCAAUGCUGAAGUAUCGGUUUGCAGAUACUAUCUUAAAAGCACAACAAAAGACGCUGCUAGAUCAUUGUGAGAAGGCUGAUCUAGUGAAAAUGCAACGGGAGAAGGAAAGAUUGGAAAGGAAGCAGCGUGAAGAGAAGGCUUUGAUUGAAGCCCAAAUCAGAGCUGCUGAAGCAAACUCACGAAGGAGUGCAGAACUGGAAUUGAAAAAACAAAGGGAGAAAGAAAGAGAAGCUGCUCGAGUUGCAUUGCAGAAGAUGGAAAAAACUGUCUACUUUGAGCAGGACUUGGAGAUUCUUAAAGAACUUGAGAUGCUUAGUGGUGGUUCCCUAUCUUAUCAUUUUCGCAUUGACAGCAAAUGUUCUCAAGUGUCAAAUGGAGAGAUGGAAGGAUCUUACUUGAGGAGCCCACUGGAGCGAUUGGGUUUGUUUAUGAAGAAUGAUAUCUGGGAUGAGGAUGAUAAAUUACAAAAUGGAGAUGAAGAGGAAGGGGAAAUAUUUCCAUGAAUAUUUGAUCUCAAUUCUAUAAUUUCUUUUUCUUAUUUUUCCUUUCUGUCUGUUAAGGUUGGCAGUAAGAGGGGCAAAAAGAGAAACAUCAUUUGUAAAUCGAUAUAUUUUUGUAGGCAAUUGUGUGUUAUGUUGUAAACAAUACUAGUAUAUAUUUAUAGGAUUGAAUAUAAAAGGGCAAAUCUCUGAACUUUUUCAA
This is a messenger RNA of Manihot esculenta (cassava), 2163 nucleotides long. Its product is annotated as transcription factor GTE12. The record is from RefSeq and is a predicted model, not a curated record. The transcript has 11 exons. Lineage: Eukaryota; Viridiplantae; Streptophyta; Magnoliopsida; Malpighiales; Euphorbiaceae. Bases 270 to 1964 code for a protein of 564 amino acids. Gene Ontology annotation, molecular function: protein binding.